AUGUGUUUAUCUCGAUCGUUUUCCAGUUUAAAUAUCAGUGGAAUCAAAGCUUUGACACUAUGUUUUGGAAUAGCUUUUGUGGUAUUUUUCCUGUUGUAUGUCACAAAGCCAAGUGAUGUGGGCAACAGAAAACAAUUUAAUCCAAAGCCAUUGGAAUACAAGGUGGGAGUAAACACAAAAGAGGUAUCGAAACAGAAGCAGAAAUUGUUUCAAAGAGUAACAAAGAAAACAACCAAAGUUCCAACCAAGAAGACUACUCACAAAAUAACUCCAAGACCAGAAACGACCAAGGCACCCAAAUAUACUACUACAACCAAACAACCUAAAGAAACAUCUUUGCUGAAUUCAAGAACAGAAACGAUUAAUAAAUGCCCUUCCGUUCUAGAGGGUAUGACUCUCGGAAGAUGGCACACUCCGAAAUUAACAGACGUUCAAUUCCACGAAGCCUGGCAAAUAAUCAAAAAGGCUUCAAAUAGACUACCAAUAUAUCACAAUCUACAAAGACCCGAUCUUAAAUGUAGCAAUGAAACAUUUAGACCUAUUGCAAACUACAUCCGGGCACUUUGCGAUCCGGAGGGUGAAACGCCAUGUUGUUUUAAUAAUAUGUGUGUAGGCAAAACUGUUCGAGAAUGUAGAUGUACGGGUUGCCUUGAUCUAAGAAGAGAUGUUAUUCACCCGAAGUAUGCAAAAUGGGUACCGCAUGACAGACGCUGUGAUUUCAAACCAUUCACUAAGAAAGAAUCAUGUACACUUUUGGAAAACUGGACGGUUCACUUCGUAGGUGAUUCUUUGGUUGAACAGCUGGCAACUGCAGUGUUUGUUACUUUGAGUGGAAAUUUGAAAGAUGGUGCCCUUGAAGCAGAUAUAAAACCAGAUGCGUUAAAACGAUGCCAGUUCGACAGACAAUUUGACAAUGGUGGGUUAUGUAAAACCCAGCUACGAAGAGAGGGAAAACUGUGCACAGGAAAGGUGGAUUUUAAAGUCCAUAAAGUAGAAGCAUUGGCAGAUAAAAAGAAAUUUGACGAUCUUAUGGCCAGUGUGAUAACUAAACCAAGGACAUUAGUGUUUAUUUCAGUUGGUCUUCAUCAGAAAAGCGACACAAAAGUUGCCAUGGAAACUGUUCUUCAAGAUAGCCUGGACAAACUUAAAGCCAGCAAGUCCGUUUGGCCUCUGGUUAUUUUCGGAACCAUUCCGGCUCCUGGGCCAUUAAAAAGUCCAAUAUUUGUGACCCAAACAUGGAAUAAAGUUCUUGCUUAUAAUAACGAAAUGACAAAGCUGUUAAAAUCUCAAUAUAACAUUACAACAGUGGAUUUUUUCCCGAUGUCAGAACGUCUCAUGCCUUACGAUGGAACUCAUUUUGGAAUGUAUGCUACGUUAAAUAGGUUUUAUCUUUUACUUCAUUAUUUUAAAGAAUGGAAAGGAAAACAAUAAAAGAGUUUAAGGU
Messenger RNA from Lottia gigantea (owl limpet), 1444 nucleotides. RefSeq lists its product as hypothetical. The transcript is spliced from 2 exons. The coding region runs from base 1 to 1431 and encodes 476 amino acids. NCBI's taxonomy places the organism in Eukaryota, Metazoa, Mollusca, Gastropoda, Lottiidae. The record is from RefSeq and is a predicted model, not a curated record.